Suillus fuscotomentosus is the source of this 888-nucleotide messenger RNA. Its product is annotated as Rtf2 RING-finger-domain-containing protein. Gene Ontology annotation, cellular component: nucleus. The record is from RefSeq and is a predicted model, not a curated record. Gene Ontology annotation, biological process: site-specific DNA replication termination at RTS1 barrier; mitotic DNA replication termination. Lineage: Eukaryota; Fungi; Basidiomycota; Agaricomycetes; Boletales; Suillaceae. The transcript is spliced from 4 exons. Bases 1 to 888 code for a protein of 295 amino acids.
AUGGGGAAUGAUGGAGGCAGCAUUCCCGACAGACGCGACCUCGUAAAGAGCAAAAAGAAGGCAGAACAAGCAGACAAGGCAAAUCAGACUCGUGCUGUAUGGUUUUUCUGUGCUCUUUCAAAGCGUCCCUUGCAAGAGCCUAUCGUGUCUUGUGCUCUUGGGAAACUGUAUAACAAGGAUGCCAUAAUUGAACAUCUACUUGAUAAGACCGCCUAUGGAGAUGCGGCGAAAAUAUGCGGACAUAUACGUUCGUUGAAGGACAUCAAAGUCCUUAAACUAACACAAAUAUCUCCACCUCCUCCGCCUGAUUCAUCUGCUGAUGUCGCCAAGUUCGUGUGCCCGCUGACGUUCAAGGAAAUGAACGGCGGACAACCUUUCGUUUACAUCUUGACUUGUGGAUGCGUUUUCUCUCAAUCUGGUCUACGUACCGUCCUUGGUUCUUCGCCUUCGAACGGAAAUACUACCGCGGACGAACAACUAGAAGUCUGUCCACAGUGCGCGACCAAAUUCUCUAGGUCGUCUGACAUUUUUAUGAUAAACCCACCCUUGGAAGAGGAGGAACGUAUGUAUGCUACGAUGGAACUUCGUCGUUCACUAGAGCCUGUGAAGAAGUCAAAGAAGCGUAAGGCUGGUGCAGAUGCUGUGGCUGACGAGGUCGGUACCAAGAAGAAGAAAGCAUCCCCAGAGGGUCAUUCGCCUUCUCCGGCACCAGGUUCGAACCCGAAGAUAUCUGCAGCGUCGCGAUCUCUUGCUCAGAGUCUCGCUGUGGAAGAGGCGAAGAGGAAGGCUGGCAUGAGCGAUGCGGUCAAGUCGUUAUACCGGGACAAGAACGAUGCUCCUAGGAAGGAAACAUUUAUGACUAUGGGUACUUUUACAAGAUAUGCGUAA